AUGCCAGAAGUCAAAGGGCGUUGGGUCUAUCUAUUGGGCCUUGCGCUCCUGCUUCUUACGCCGCUUCUACAUGCAAAAGCUAUACCUACCACGCCAGGCUGGAAUGACUGGCAGGAUGCGUCUUUGCACGUCGCCUCUGGACAGUCAAUCCAAGCUGCCAUUGAUUCAGCACACCCUGGACAAGCUAUCAUCGUGGAAGCUGGCACGUACGCAGAACAAGUGACCAUCACAACAAGUGGGAUCAAGCUCAUUGGCAAGGGGGCCAGCAUUGUGCCUCCAGGUUCGCCCGUCCAGAACACAUGCUCUGGCUUGGCAGGCCCGGGCACUGAAGCUGGCAUCUGUAUCCAAGGACAAGACAUUGUUUUGGCAGAUUAUGUGCAGGAACACAGAAAAGUGCUCUCUGUAGGUCAAGCUGUUCGUGGAGUCCUGGUCACCGGCUUCGAAAUCAGUGGCUUCUCUGGCCUGGAUAUAGCCGUGGUUGGAGGACAAGACUGCAGGGUGGCGAAUAACAUCCUCUAUGAUGGUGCUCAAUACGGCUGCCUUACCGUCGGCUCCGAGAACACGGUGGUCGAUACCAACACUGUUGCCGCGACAGCUGAUAUGUUGUUCAUUGGCAUCUGCAUGGACGACAUGUCCAAUGUGCGUACGACCAAUAACGAUAUCAGCAACUAUGCCAUUGGCCUCUGUGUCCAGACCAAUGGUGCUUUCGUCCAUGGUAACAGUGUCACGAACAGCUGUAUCGGAGCCUAUGUCGAUCCCGGCGUGACCGGCGCUCAGGUCAUCGACAACCACAUCAGUAACGCAAACCCCAUUUGUCCCUCGAUCCCGGAUCUGGGUGUACUUGGAGUUGCCAUGAUCGGGGCGUCGAAUACACUCGUCAAGCAGAACACAAUCGAAGGGCUGACGGCUAACGGUGUCAACGACGCAACGGCUGUGGGCGUGAUUAUAAUCGAUGACCCAGGCACGGGAACCCCUGCGUCUGGCAACUUGGUCGUUGGUAACGUCUUACGAAACAAUGAUUUCGACAUCUUUGUCAAUACGACUGGUACAAACAACGUGAUCGAGGACAAUCAAUGCUCGACGCCGGCCGAGUUGUGUACCUGA
This is a messenger RNA of Exophiala oligosperma, 1104 nucleotides long. RefSeq lists its product as uncharacterized. Bases 1 to 1104 code for a protein of 367 amino acids. Lineage: Eukaryota; Fungi; Ascomycota; Eurotiomycetes; Chaetothyriales; Herpotrichiellaceae. The transcript has a single exon. The record is from RefSeq and is a predicted model, not a curated record.